Molecule: messenger RNA, 3474 nt
Organism: Gracilinanus agilis (Agile Gracile Mouse Opossum)
Lineage: Eukaryota; Metazoa; Chordata; Mammalia; Didelphimorphia; Didelphidae
Gene: CACNA2D3
Product: calcium voltage-gated channel auxiliary subunit alpha2delta 3
Exons: 37
Coding region: 1-3474 (1157 amino acids)
Cellular component (GO): voltage-gated calcium channel complex
Molecular function (GO): voltage-gated calcium channel activity
Source: RefSeq, a predicted model, not a curated record
AUGAUAAAUGGGCUGGACUCAUCCCUGGAUUGCUCAGCAAGUGCUGCUGAUGCCACAGGGGGACCGAACUGGGGUUUUCAAGUAUGUCCCUUCUCUGAUGCAGUCGGCCAGUCCUCAGGCUGCUCUCUGCUAGCCAGCCUGACUGGGCAACAGGAAAUCCAGUUCGGGAAGGACACGUUGCUCCCCGGCCAGCCUCUUCUACAGAGUCGUGCCUCAGUCGCACAACGGAGCCUCACCUUCUUCCAGCUCGUCUGCUCUGGUUCUCUUCAUAUUCGUCGCUACGUUUUUAUAAAGAAACCCCUUGAUGAAGAAAAUGACAGAACAGCUUUCACAUCGCUGCUUCACCUGUUUGUAGUAAGGCAUAUUUCUGAGUAUGAAGAAACCAAGGGCCGUUGUGGCAUCAUCUAUAGAGCUGGCCUUAGGUCAGGGAGGAAACCCUUCAACGAUUUAGGCAAACCUAAAUACAAAGAGUACGAGAAGGAUGUGGCAAUAGAAGAAAUCGAUGGCCUCCAGUUGGUGAAAAAGCUGGCAAAGAACAUGGAGGAGAUGUUCCAUAAGAAGUCGGAAGCUGUCAGGCGUCUCGUGGAAGCUGCGGAGGAGGCUCACCUGAAACACGAGUUUGAUGCUGACUUACAGUAUGAAUAUUUCAAUGCAGUCCUGAUUAAUGAGCAAGACGAAGAAGGAAAAUAUUUGGAGCUGGGGAAGGAGUUCAUCUUGGUUCCAAAUGACCAUUUUAACAACUUGCCUGUCAACAUUAGCCUGAGUGAUGUUCAAGUUCCAACCAAUAUGUACAACAAGGAUCCUGCAAUUGUCAAUGGUGUAUACUGGUCGGAGUCUUUAAACAAAGUGUUUGUAGAUAAUUUUGAUCGGGACCCUUCUCUGAUAUGGCAGUAUUUUGGAAGUGCAAAGGGAUUCUUUAGACAGUAUCCAGGUAUUAAAUGGGAACCAGAUGAGAAUGGAGUCAUUGCUUUUGACUGCAGAAACCGAAAAUGGUAUAUUCAAGCUGCCACUUCUCCAAAAGAUGUCGUUAUCUUAGUAGAUGUGAGUGGCAGCAUGAAAGGGCUUCGCUUGACCAUUGCCAAGCAAACAGUAUCUUCAAUUUUGGAUACCCUGGGAGACGAUGACUUCUUCAACAUCAUUGCUCACUUCUCAUCUUGGGAAUCGGACUUUAUCCAGGAGACCAGUGAGGGCCAGUCCAAUGAGCUAUUGGCCACGAGGGGGAUCUGGGAAGAGCGUGGAUGGAUUGGAGCAAAUCCAUCAGCAGUGCCGUCCAUCAUCGGGGAGCAGCACGUGCCUUCUGGUGGAGGGCCAGACGCAGCAUCUCCACACACAAAGGGCGCCCAGCCUAGAAAACAUUUCAGAGAACAUCUGGACAAGCUUUGUGCCAAAGGAAUUGGGAUGCUGGACAUUGCUUUGAAUGAGGCCUUCAGUGUGCUCAAUGAAUUCAACCACACCGGCCAGGGAAGCAUCUGCAGCCAGGCAAUAAUGCUCAUUACCGAUGGGGCCGUAGAUACCUAUGAUACGAUCUUCGCAAAGUACAAUUGGCCAGAAAGAAAGGUCCGCAUCUUUACAUAUCUGAUAGGAAGAGAAGCCGCAUUUGCUGACAACCUCAAAUGGAUGGCCUGUGCCAACAAAGGAUUUUUCACUCAGAUCUCCACCUUGGCUGAUGUUCAAGAGAAUGUCAUGGAGUAUCUACAUGUGUUGAGCCGACCAAAGGUUAUUGACCAGGAGCAUGAUGUGGUCUGGACUGAGGCAUACAUCGACAGCACUCUUCCCCAGGCACAAAAGCUUGCUGAUGAUCAGGGGCUGGUCUUGAUGACGACAGUCGCCAUGCCUGUGUUCAGCAAGCAAAAUGAAACUAGAUCAAAAGGGAUUCUGCUUGGAGUGGUUGGCACUGAUGUCCCAGUGAAAGAGCUACUGAAGACCAUCCCUAAAUAUAAGUUGGGGAUUCAUGGUUAUGCUUUUGCCAUCACCAACAAUGGCUACAUUCUGACACAUCCUGAACUCAGGCCUCUGUAUGAAGAAGGAAAAAAGCGGAGGAAACCCAACUAUAGCAGCGUUGACCUUUCCGAAGUGGAAUGGGAAGACCGAGACGAUGUGCUCAGAAAUGCCAUGGUGAAUCGGAAGACGGGGAAGUUUUCCAUGGAGGUGAAGAAGACAGUGGACAAAGGGAAACGGGUUUUGGUGAUGACAAAUGACUACUAUUACACUGACAUCAAGGGCACGCCUUUCAGUUUAGGUGUGGCUCUCUCUAGAGGACACGGGAAAUAUUUCUUCAGAGGGAACGUAACCAUAGAAGAAGGCCUGCACGACUUAGAACAUCCUGACGUGUCCUUGGCAGAUGAAUGGUCUUAUUGCAACACAGACUUACAGCCUGAACACCGACAGCUGUCCCAAUUGGAUGCUAUUAAGCUCUACCUCAAAGGAAAAGAGCCACUUCUUCAGUGUGACAAAGAAUUAAUACAGGAAGUUCUUUUCGAUGCUGUAGUUAGUGCCCCCAUCGAAGCUUACUGGACUAGCCUCGCACUCAACAAAUCAGAGAACUCGGACAAGGGCGUAGAGGUCGCCUUCCUCGGAACCCGCACCGGCCUCUCCAGGAUCAACCUGUUUGUGGGUGCCGAGCAGCUCACCAACCAAGACUUCCUGAAAGCUGGAGAUAAGGAGAAUAUUUUCAAUGCUGAUCAUUUCCCUCUCUGGUACAGAAGAGCAGCUGAGCAGAUUCCAGGCAGCUUUGUCUACUCCAUCCCAUUCAGCGUCGGCGUCGUAAACAAAAGCAAUGUGGUGACUGCAAGUACUUCCAUCCAGCUCCUAGAUGACAGGAAAUCACCAGUGGUAGCAGCUGUAGGUAUUCAGAUGAAGCUCGAAUUUUUCCAGCGGAAGUUCUGGACUGCCAGCAGACAGUGCGCCUCUCUGGAUGGCAGGUGCUCCAUUAGCUGUGAUGAUGAAACCCUGCCGUGUCUGUUGCUAAGGCAGUUAUCUGUGCUUUUCCUCGUGUCUUCUCUCUUGCAGACUGGAAACUUUUUUGGUGAGGUCGAGGGAGCUGUGAUGAACAAAUUGCUAACAAUGGGCUCCUUUAAGAGAUUGAAACAAACUCUGGAACCCUGUGACACAGAAUAUCCAGCCUUCGUCUCGGAGCGUACCAUCAAGGAGACUACAGGCAACAUUGCAUGUGAAGACUGCUCCAAGUCCUUUGUCAUCCAGCAGAUCCCAAGCAGCAAUCUGUUCAUGGUGGUGGUCGAUAACCAAUGUGCCUGUGAUUCGGUGUCACCCAUUACCAUGGCUCCAAUUGAAAUCAGGUAUAAUGAAUCCCUUAAGUGUGAACGCUUGAAAUCACAGAAAAUCAGAAGGCGGCCAGAAUCCUGUCAUGGCUUUCAUCCUGAAGAGAACGCGAGAGAGUGUGGGGGAGCCGCGGGUCUCUGUGCCAAGCCUGUCCUCCUCGUGAUCCCUCUGCUUCUGAUGUUCCUCUCCAGGUGA